AUGGAUCCCAAUGUCGUCGCUAUCUCUCAAGAGUCAAACUCCUCGUCUGACGCCAUCCGGCUCACGGUACAGAGCAUCGACGGCAAGAAGACCGUGGUCGUGGCGGGUCCACAGGACACUUUAGGCGAGGUGCUCGGUCGCUUCGUGGACGUGGGACCCAGGAGAAGAAGCGACCUCCACGCCGUGCACGAGUGUCGGAACCUCCACCUCGAGGCGAAAAUCAACGAGCUUGACCUCCCGCGCGGCGCCACUUUGCACUUAACCCGAUAUCCCGACGCAUGGAGCCUCGCAUCUCAGAUUGCCGCGGCGGCCACAACUGACAUGGACGUCUCUAACGAAACUGCCGAGUUGUUCAAGAGGUUCAUACAUGACGGUGAAGUCCAAAUUGAUCCACUGGCGCGGCAUCUUGGUGUACCCAACUGCUCAUCGUGGACCGACUUUGAGCAUGUCACCAAGAUGCUUUACACCAGGGACAUCGUCCUGCUCGUCAAGAAGUUCCUCGCAAGCGCCAAAGCUACCAACGAGAGACAAGCAGGGACGGCCGUGGAGUACCUCGACGUCCUCCUCCGCAGCGGUGUCAUCGGGGUUCUGGUCCGCCUCUACUCCUCCGGCUCUAUGCUGCAUCACUUGAGAGCCAAUUCGGCGAUCAUCUGCCUCCUGUAUCCGGAGAUAAGCGGCAUACUCCCUCGCCUUGAGGUGUGCUUUCUCCCACUCUGGUUGGAGUUAUGUCGGUUGAUACCCGCCGCCUCCGGCAAAGGCAGAAGCGACCCGCUCUAUGAGAAGUGUAGGCACAGGCUGGCGGCGGUGCUCUCUUUGUUCGAGCGGACGCCGUCGCUACGCAUGCCGAAGAUGCCUCAAGAGUGGUUGAUCGAGCGGUUAAUACCAAUUGCCAAAGAUGCGACGGACGUGAUCAUUCGCUACAUGGCAGCAGGGUGGGCGGCCCCGGAUGAUAAGCUCUUUGUGUUCAGAGUAUUGUUUGCACUGGUGUGCUACUUCCGGCGCCGGGAGGUUUACGCACAGCGCAAGGACGGUCCUGUGGGAGCGGUGCUGUCCCGGACGGCGAUGUCCCUGCUGAUUUCGGUCAAUGCAUUCAUGACGAGGUUGGAGGGAGCCUCGCCGUCGAAGGAGCAACAGCAGCAGGACGCGACUCACAACAUCUUGCCGGGUUUGGCGACCUUGGAGCAGCACCAGCAGGAUACGGUUGACAGCAUCUGGGUGGUGCUAGGCCAACUGGAUAUGUGGUCCGUGACGGACUGCCACUUGGCCGGCGCCAUCCGGGCCACCUGCACGGCGCACGCGGCGUGCCUGAAUGCGCUCGUGCUCGGCACCAGCGCCGACAGGAGCCGGUGCAAGGACAUCGGCCGGAUUGUCGUCAAGCACAAGGACCUCCUCGGGUUCGAGGUGCGGAUGCAUUUCGCCAGAGCGAUGCUGCCGGAAAUGGACGCAACGUCGUCGGCGUUCAUGCUGUUUGACGAUGAGCCUCAUGCGCUCGAGAUGCUCAUUGAUCGGUCGCAGCUGCUGCCCGACUCCUUCAGAUAUGUCUCCGAGGCAGCGAGCCACGUGCUCCAUGGCCGCCUGUUCGUGGAGUUCCUGGACGAGGAGGCCCUUGGCGAGGGGGUAGCAAGGGAGUGGAUCUCCCUGGUGUGUCGCGCGUUGUUCGACCCGCGGCACGGCCUCUUCUCGCCCUGUCCGCGUGACCAGCAAAGGUUCUUCCUGAAUCCAGCAUCUGGAGCGGAUCCACUGCAGCUGAAGUACUUCGAUUUUGCGGGACGGAUGAUCGGACUGGCCCUGAUGCACAAUGUCCCGGUGGGGGUUCGGUUUGACCGGACGCUCUUCUUUCAGCUAGCCGGGAGGCCUCUCACCCUGGAUGACAUUGCAGACGCAGACCCAAGCACGCAUGCAAGCUGCAAGAAAAUCCUAGAGAUGGAUCCUGAUCUCGUCGAUUCAGACGCGCUGGGUCUCACAUUUGCGAGGGAAGUUGGGGUAUUUGGCUCAGGGGAGGUCAUCGAGCUCCUUCCGGGAGGGAGAGAUAUCGCUGUCGAUAGCAAGAACAGAGGCCAGUACAUCGAGCUGUUGAUCCAAAGUCUCUUCAUGGCCAGCACCAAAGAUCAACUAACUCAUUUCGCUAAGGGGUUUUCCUACAUGCUCGUAAAGCCGGAGUUGCGGAAACUUUUCUUCCUGAGCUUGCAUUUGAAAGAUCUUGACAGUAUGCUGGGCGGGCGCAUCGGCGCCAUUGAUGUGCAGGAAUGGAAAGAAUAUACCAGAUAUGAGGGGGGGUUCACCCAACAAGAUGAUCAGAUCAACUGGUUCUGGGAGGCCGUGGCGAGCAUGAUGGUUGAAGAGCAGAGACGAUUGCUCUUCUUCUGGACCUCUGUCGAGUAUUUGCCAUUUGACGGUUUCCGUGGGCUACACCUAGGUAGUGGUCUAGUCAUAUCUAAAGCAUCAUUGAAGACCUCGGAGCAUCUCCCUUCAUCGUCCACCUGCUUUUACCGACUGAACAUGCCAGUGUAUACCUCCUUCUCCAUGACGUUGAGCCGGCUACAGAAGAUCACCCAGGAGCAUGUGAGCAACAGCUUUGGUGAGAUCUAA
Triticum turgidum subsp. durum (durum wheat) is the source of this 2589-nucleotide messenger RNA. The record is from the annotation of a GenBank genome assembly. Lineage: Eukaryota; Viridiplantae; Streptophyta; Magnoliopsida; Poales; Poaceae.